AUGGAGAAAGUUAUAUGUUUACUCUCACAUGCAAAGUUGCCUAAGAUGUUCUGGGGUGAAGCUCUACUGACAGCAGUUUAUGUGCCCAACCUUUCAACAUCCUUUGUGCAUAUUCCCAAAGAUGAGAGGUCCAAACUUGAUGCUAAGACACGAGAGUGUGUGUUUGUGGGCUGUGGUCAAGAUCAGUUUAGCUAUAGAUUUUACGAUCCAGUCCAUAAAAGACUUAUCAGAAGCUGUGAUACCGUGUUUGUUGAAAAUCAAACCAUUAAGGAUAUUAAAAGGGCUCAGAAUGUUUCUGAGCAAUCUGAUGGAGAUUCAACAAACUUGGAAUUGAUUCCUCCAACAACGGUUCCUAGACAAGUUGGAGAUGAAGAAAGCGACCAAGAUGGUCAAGAUGCUCCCAUUGAGUUUGAACCAGGUAAUGUUGAUGAUUAUAAUGUUCAUCAUCAUCCACCAGCAGAUGUGGGUUCUCCAAUUCUACAGAGAUCUGGAAAGAGCAGCUUCUCAUCUGUUUACAAAGGAAUACUUAGAGGUGGUUCUCUGGUAGCAGUUCGGAGCAUUAAUACAACAAGUUGCAAGUCCGAAGAAGAUGAGUUUGUGAAGGGUUUGAACUUACUGACAUCCCUCAGACAUGAUAACCUUGUUAGGCUCAGAGGCUUUUGCUGUUCCAAAGGUAGGGGUGAAUGCUUUCUUAUCUAUGAUUUUGCUCUUAUGGGAAACCUGUCAAGAUAUCUUGAUCUAGAAGAUGGAAGCAGUCAUAUUCUCGAGUGGUCCACAAGGGUUUCCAUCAUCAAUGGCAUUGCAAAAGGUAUCGAAUAUUUGCACAGAAGAGAGGCAAAUAAACCUGCUAUAAUUCACCGACGAGUAUCUGUUGAGAAAGUUCUACUUGACCAGGAAUUCAAGCCAUUGAUGGCAGACUCUGGCCUUCAUAAGCUUCUAGCAGAUGACAUAGUCUUCUCAGGCCUAAAAACAAGUGCUGCUAUUGGAUAUCUAGCUCCAGAGUAUUUAACCACAAGACAUUUUACUGAAAAGAGCGACAUAUAUACAUUUGGAGUGAUCAUUCUCCAAAUCCUCUAUGGUCAACAUGUGCUUUCCAACUCAAUGCGUUUGGCAGCUGCAUCUAGCAGAUACCAGGAUUUCAUUGACACCAAUCUCAAAGGGAACUUUUCUGAAUCAAAAGCAGCUAUGCUAUCAAAAAUUGCACUUGAUUGUACACAAAAGCUUCCAGAGCAGAGGCCAACAAUGGAGGCAGUGAUUCAAGAGAUGAACAAGAAGUAAUCCUAGUUCCUGAUCGCCACCACUCGUUCUGGAACAAGGAGAAGUUGAUGAUGCAAACAAGGUGAGCAUACCUCACUAAACUGCAGAGAAUACUAGCACAAAUCAUUCAUACUAAUCGUCAAACGUGCGCCUUCUAAGGACUUGAAACUUACAGCAAAUAUAAGAAGAUAGGGUGCUCGAGUAGGAGAAAAUCCUAUGAUUUUAUCUUAAAUAAGUUUUCCCUUGAGCUUUAUGAGAAAAAUGACAGAACCCUUUC
Ricinus communis (castor bean) is the source of this 1534-nucleotide messenger RNA. RefSeq names its product cold-responsive protein kinase 1-like. Gene Ontology annotation, biological process: protein phosphorylation. The coding region runs from base 1 to 1278 and encodes 425 amino acids. The record is from RefSeq and is a predicted model, not a curated record. The transcript is spliced from 4 exons. Lineage: Eukaryota; Viridiplantae; Streptophyta; Magnoliopsida; Malpighiales; Euphorbiaceae. Gene Ontology annotation, cellular component: membrane. Gene Ontology annotation, molecular function: ATP binding; protein kinase activity.